Musca domestica (house fly) is the source of this 1466-nucleotide messenger RNA. RefSeq lists its product as uncharacterized. Bases 263 to 1447 code for a protein of 394 amino acids. Lineage: Eukaryota; Metazoa; Arthropoda; Insecta; Diptera; Muscidae. The record is from RefSeq and is a predicted model, not a curated record. The transcript is spliced from 2 exons.
AUUGUGUUUUUAUUUAUUUAUUGGUUUGAGCUUUGCAUAUUUCCCCGCAUUGGCGCAAACAUUGGUCCAUUCGUACCGGAUUACGAACGAGCUGUUGGUAAAAGAAGUAAUCGUUUUCUUCUUUUUUCUUCUAAUUGCAAAGCAUAUCAUCAUCAUCACCAUCUAUACAGUCCACCACAUCAUCUCCUUAACAUCAUCAUCGUGUUUCUAUCAAAAACAAUCAGUAUGUCGGUGAAAAUCUAUUCGGAAGAAGAACUUUUGAAUGUUGAUGACGGUUUUGAUUACUAAUGAACCUCGGCCCACCGAUCCCCAAGCUGGAAUGUCGUCAGCUGCAGUGGAAGCAGCCCUUGUUGAGCCGAUCGCGGCUGUAAAAAUCUCAGAACGUGGGUCCGAAUCCGAUAAAGCGGAUUCAUCUGCGGCCCUCGCUGAACCGAUGCAAACCGAGUCCGAAUCCAUAGCAACGGAUUCAUCUGCGGCUCCGGUUCUUGAUUCACCCCCCAAAAAUGAUACAUUACAAACCGAGUCCGGAUCUUCGGGUCCAUCUGCGGCUCCGGUUGCCACACCUCAUUUGGAGGAGUCGGAAAAGAAUUUAAGGUCCGAGACCCAUAAGGUUUCAUCUGCGGCCUCACAUAAAUGUCGCCUUUGUGAUCGCAUGCACCCGCUGGAUAGAUGUAGUGACUUCCGGGUUAUGAAUGUUGACAUGCGACGUCGCAUUGUCCUAAAAUACAAUGACUGCAUACGGUGUUUAUCUAAAUCCCACCAAGCUAGGGACUGCCGAAGCAAAAGAAAAUGUGCCGUAUGCAAUGAAGAACACCACACCCUCCUUCAUGAAGAUACGAAGACCGUGGUUAAACCCACUAAUAAUCGUCAGCGUCGUCCGCGGACCGAGUACAGGUAUCGGUCACGUAACAGUCCGUAUAGUCGUCCGUCUGAUAACGCUCCCCCCUCGCAGAUAGGAUUGGUCGGCUUGUUGUCCCUCCAAACAGGUAUCUGCCUAUCCCCGACUUUGAUAGUCAAAAUUAUGUCGUCCGAUCGACCCACUAUUGUGAGGGCGGUUUUGGACCCGUGUAGUAGGCAGAGUCAGAUAUGUUCCUCUUUGGUGCAUAAUCUUCGACUCCCUACUUCUAGAAUCGAAGGUAGCCAAAUAUGUCGGCUGACCGUUAGUUCGAUCUAUGACCGGAGUCAGUCCAUUUCAAUUGUGGCUGUGGUAACCAAAUUGGACCAUGCGCUUACGCCUACAGCGGUUAUCCCAGAGCGCAUUCGUGACUCAUUUUUAGGUCUUCCUUUGGCAGAUCCCGAUUUUAAUAGGCCUGGUCGGGUGGCCUUGGUACUCGGGCCGGAAGUUUAUGCCAGGGUCGUAACUCAUCGGGUGCAAGCGACGCCAGGGUUGCCGAUAGCCCACUACACCAUAUUUGGGUGGGUAUUGUCGGGCAUAUGUAACAUAUAGUGUUACACAAUGUUUUUUG